Molecule: messenger RNA, 1692 nt
Organism: Macrosiphum euphorbiae (potato aphid)
Lineage: Eukaryota; Metazoa; Arthropoda; Insecta; Hemiptera; Aphididae
Source: the annotation of a GenBank genome assembly
AUGUCUCUUUUAUCGUGCUUUGGCCGGAAAAGCUCUAACCACCAAUAUGAAGAUUAUGUUGAUUUUAUAGAUAUGAACAACUCGGAUCUGGUUGAUGUACCAUUACAUAUAUUUCUAUAUGAAAGGACCCUGGAAAAAUUAUUAUUAUCUUCCAAUCAUAUUAAAGAUUUACCUUCACCUUUAUUCCAUUGCGGUCAGCUAAAAGUACUACAUAUAAGUGACAAUAGAUUAGAACAUCUUCCAAAAGCAAUUGGAUCUUUGGUGAAUCUUGUUGAGCUAGAUGUGAGCAGAAAUUAUUUAUCAACAAUUGAUGAAAAUAUUAAGAAUUGUAAAAAACUUUCUAUUUUAAACUUAAGUGCAAACCCUAUUUCAAUAUUCCCAAUACCUUUGACGCAAGUAUUGUCUUUAGAAGAACUCUGUUUAAAUGACACACAAUUAGAAUUUAUACCAGCAAACAUUGGUAGACUUAUCAAUCUAAGAGUAUUAGAAUUAAGGGAUAAUAAAAUAUCUCAAAUACCCAAAGCAGUUUCACGUUUGAUGCAAUUAUAUAGACUUGACAUCGGACAAAAUGACUUCAUUGAUUUUCCUACUGCAAUAAGUGAUCUUUAUGGAUUACAUGAGCUGUGGAUUGACUCCAAUGAUAUUGUUGACAUUCCUUCAGAAGUUAGCAACCUACAUGAACUAUGGUAUUUUGAUGCUAGUUAUAAUAGAAUUUCUAAAAUCGAUCAAGAUAUUCAAUAUUGCUCAAAAUUAAAAGAUCUACAUUUAUCAUUUAACAAUUUAAAGAGUUUACCGAAUUCAAUGAAACAUUUACAUGAUUUAGUCACAUUAAAGGUGGAUCAUAAUUGUUUGAAACAAAUGAAUAGUAUUUUUGAAGGUCUUCAGUGCCUGGAAGAACUUGAUGCUUCUUACAAUUGUUUAGAAACUUUAUCACCUACUGUUGGUUUAAUGAGAAAAUUAAAUACCUUACGUUUGGAUGCCAAUCGAUUAACCAGCCUACCAACUGAAAUUUGUAGCUGUAGAAGCUUAAGAGAACUCAGCCUACGAUCUAAUAAUUUAUCAAGUAUGCCCGAUGGCAUUGGAAGCUUACAAAAUUUAGUUGUUUUAACGUUGACACAAAACAAGAUAACAAAUCUUCCCCUUUCAGUUCUUAAGUUAAAAAAUCUAAAUGCACUUUGGCUUUCCGAAAAUCAAAGCAAACCACUUACACCUUUACAAAAUGAUUAUGAACAUGAGACUGGAAAACAUAUUUUAACUUGUUAUUUAUUACCACAAAGAGAAGAGAGCUAUAUAGAAAUUAAAGAUCAAAAUCGUAAACCUCUUAAAACAAAUACAAGAAUCAGGUUUACUGAGGAUUCUGGUUUAGAAGAACCAGGAAAUUUAAUGAGAGUUCCUACACCACACCCAAAAAAAAUGAGAGCAUUUGCAAAAAUGUUAUUGGAAAGGAAAAAAAAAAAUAAUGAAAUAUCAAGUGAAUUUGACACACAACUUCCUACUGAAAUUGAUAAUUGCUCAAUAAUAGAUCAUGAAGCAGAAAAAAUGGAACAACUUUAUCAAAUGAAAAAUUGUGUGAUUGAGCCAGAAAAAAUAUAUGAACCAAAAGUGAACACACAAAGAGUUCCGCCUCCAUACCAUAUUGCAGCGGCAUACUCAAAACAAGUAACAUUUUUUAAUAAUGAAAACCUUAGCUGA